AUGAUGUUAAGCUGCCUCUUCCUUCUGAAGGCAUUUCUUGUUCUUGGGUUCCUGGCAUCAUGGGUAACUGCAGGAGAGCAUGUAAAAGAAGGAGAAUGCCCUCCUGAUAAGAACCCAUGCAAAGAGCUGUGCCAAGACAACGAAUCGUGUCCGGCUGGGCAGAAGUGCUGCAGCACAGGCUGUGGCCGGGUCUGCCGAAGAGUCGUUCUUAAGGGGAGGAAAGGAGAUUGUCCCAGGGUUGUUCGGAAACAAUCCUGUUUUAAAAGGUGCAUCACUGAUGAAACAUGUCCAGGUGUAAAGAAAUGCUGCAUGUUUGGCUGCAACAAGAGCUGCGUAGUUCCAGUCUCUAAACAGAAACUGGCAGAGUUUGGUGGUGAAUGUCCUGCCGACCCCCUUCCAUGUGAGGAGCUGUGUGAUGAGGAUGCGUCCUGUCCCCAAGGGCAUAAAUGCUGUAGCACCGGCUGUGGCCACGCCUGCCGUGGAGACAUUAAGGGAGGGCGGGAUGGUGACUGUCCAAACAUUCUGGUGGGCCUGUGUAUCGUUGGCUGCAUGAUGGAUGAGAACUGUGAAGCUGGGGAAAAGUGCUGCAAGUCAGGCUGUGGCCGCUUCUGUGUCCCGCCGGUCCUGCCAUCCAAACAGACAAUGAACCCCAACUGGACCAUCAGGUCUGAUGCUGAAUUAGGCGA
Galeopterus variegatus (Sunda flying lemur) is the source of this 686-nucleotide messenger RNA. It is a transcript of the gene WFDC3, whose product is annotated as WAP four-disulfide core domain 3. The transcript has 5 exons. The annotation marks the transcript as partial. The record is from RefSeq and is a predicted model, not a curated record. Gene Ontology annotation, cellular component: extracellular region. Gene Ontology annotation, biological process: antibacterial humoral response; innate immune response. Gene Ontology annotation, molecular function: peptidase inhibitor activity. Lineage: Eukaryota; Metazoa; Chordata; Mammalia; Dermoptera; Cynocephalidae.